Cottoperca gobio is the source of this 2479-nucleotide messenger RNA. Its product is annotated as UDP-glucuronosyltransferase 2A2-like. The coding region runs from base 310 to 2091 and encodes 593 amino acids. Lineage: Eukaryota; Metazoa; Chordata; Actinopteri; Perciformes; Bovichtidae. The record is from RefSeq and is a predicted model, not a curated record. Gene Ontology annotation, molecular function: UDP-glycosyltransferase activity. The transcript is spliced from 4 exons.
GAGUGAGCAUGAGCGAAGUGAGUGAGUGAGGGGAGCGGUGAUUUAACGGGAGUUGUGUACUGAACGUAGGGAAGAGAAACUGAAACUUAAGUAUCGAUCUCAUCACGCAAGAUGAUCCGAUACAUCGAUAUUUUAGAGUGACCCGCCCACCACCACUCGACACACGCUUCGAAGCCUCGCUACAACAGCUAACCCUUCCGGAAGACACAAGUCUGGACUUGCUGAGUUUGGUGUUGCCUACUGGUGCUGAACACAGAAGUUUGCACCGUGACUUUUUUUUUCCUGUGAGGAGGAUCACAACAGACCACAAUGAGAAUGAUCUAUUGCUGCAGUGCUUUGCUGCUGCUCGUCCUCAUUCCCAGAGCCUGUGAAGGAGGCAACAUCUUGGUCGUACCAAUUGAGGGCAGCCACUGGAUCAACAUGGACAUUUUACUUCAAGCUUUGCACUCGAGAGGACACACUGUAACUAUUCUGCGUUCAAGCAAAAACAUCCCUUUUUCAGAAGCUGUGAAGAUGUUUUUGUCAUUGGCUUCCAUCGUCUCUCUUUUGGCUGUCGUUACUCCAGCUGCCCAUGGUGGGAAAAUUCUGGUUUUUCCACAUGACGGCAGCCAUUGGGUGAACAUGAGGGUCCUUGUUGAGGAGCUGCACUCAAGGGGACACACUGUGACUGUCAUCCGGGCUGCAGACAGCUGGUACAUCAGUGAAACGUCUCCGCGUUACAAGACUGUCACAGUGGAUAUUGCUGGUGGUGCAAAUGAGGAUUUUUUUCGUCUCUUUGUCUCUGAAGUUAUUAGAAUUAAACGAAGCAAGGGGUCUGCGUGGACCCGUUUUGCUUUAGACAUGGAGUUAAAAGACAAGUUCUUUGAACUACACAAGAAAGUCUGUGAAGUGGUCGUGUACUUGUUUGAAAAUAAAGACUUAAUGAAGUCUUUUCAAGACGCCAAGUAUGAUAUGGUUUUGACGGACCCUGCUAACGGAGGAGGUGUUUUUCUAGCUCACUAUCUCGGAUUGCCGUUAGUCUUUAAUGCUCGAUGGACUGUUCAUGGUGAAGCCCAUUUUGCUAUUGCACCCUCUCCGCUUUCCUACGUCCCACUUCCAACUUCAGAAUUAUCGGAUCAAAUGACUUUCGUAGAAAGGGUCAAAAACAUUGUCUUUUACACCAUGAGAAUGUAUCUGUACAAGCAGGUAGUUGGACCACAUUAUUCUGCAUUGUCCAGCCGCUACUUUGGCUCAGAUGUAGACUACUUCUCCCUGUUUCAAGCUGCAGACCUGUGGCUGAUGAGAGUGGACUUUGUGUUUGAGUUCCCUCGGCCCACCAUGCCCAAUGUUAUCUAUAUGGGAGGGUUCCAGUGUAAACCAGCAAAACCUCUUCCUGAACACCUGGAGGAGUUUGUGCAGAGUUCUGGAGAGCAUGGGGUCAUCAUCAUGUCUCUGGGGACUUUGAUUGGCGAGCUUCCCCAUGACCUAGCUGAUGAGAUCGCUGCUGCUUUUGCUAAAUUACCGCAGAAAGUCAUCUGGAGGCAUAAAGGUGACAGACCAGCCACUCUGGGCAACAACACUUUGCUAGUCGACUGGAUGCCACAGAAUGACCUCCUAGGACAUCCAAAUAUGAAACUGUUUGUAAGUCAUGGAGGAACAAAUGGAAUUUAUGAGGCCAUAUAUCAUGGCGUUCCAAUUGUAGGCAUUCCCAUUGUGUUUGAUCAAGCCGGCAACCUCGCCAGACUGAGAGCAAAGGGCGUUGCAAAGGUUAUGGAUGUUUCUGAAUUGGACAGGAAAAUAUUUCUGAAUGCCGUACAGGAAGUCCUGAAUGAGCCCUCUUACAGGAUGAACAUGCAGAGACUCUCCAGGCUGCACAGAGAUCAGCCGAUGAAGCCUCUGGAUACCGCCCUCUUCUGGAUAGAGUUUGUCAUGAGACACAAAGGUGCAGCUCACCUGAGGACAGAGUCCUACAGACUGCCCUGGUAUUCCUACCACUCUGUAGAUGUCAUACUGUUUUUACUAACUAUUGCACUACUUAUUUUGUUGUUUUUUGCUGGGUUAGUAUGGUUUUGCUUUAGAUUGUGUUUGAAAAGAAAAGUGAAAUCUGACUAACCAGUAAAGAUAAUUUCAGUCAGUGUGGCAUGCGAUCAGUUGAAUAUUGUACGGAGGUUUUAUUUUUGAAUUGUGCUUUUAGUUUUCUAGCAUAAUGUGUCAAAUUAAAUGUAAUGACCAGUUUUGACUGCCAACUAAAACAAAGAGAAAAAGUUUGAUUACUUUUGUCUAAAGUGGAGUCAUUGUAAUGGAUCUGUAUGUGAGCAUCACUUUGUGUUUAUCCAAAAUGCAAAUAACCGUGCAACUAGUAGACUAACUCGAUGACAAGAUACAAAUGUCAACUCUCUUACUCUUUUUUUAUUGUAUACUACAUUGUGCUAAAAUCAUACUGUCAAAAUAAAAAGACUCACAUUGUCAAUAAACAAAAGGUGGACUGGAGAAAAAAUAA